AUGGCCACCAAGAAGUUGAAGGACAAAAAGCUUAAAGAGAAGCUAGUUGCGCGGCGUUCGUUAGUGUCGUCACUCGAAACGGUCGAGGCGUUCGUCGAGAAUUACGAAGAAGACCGUGAUUUUCAGCAAGUGGCCGUGUGGUUGGACCUGCUAGACCAAUUGUUUCGCGAACAUGUGAAGGUUCAGGCGAACCUCGAAAAGCUCGACAGCGGAGACGCCCCGUUAGUGAAACACCUCCAAGAACGCAGGGAGUUCGAAUCGCGAUUUUGUGCUGCCAAAGGCUGGUUGCUUAAUAGGAGGGUGGCCGACCUGAACGCCACGAUCAACGCUCCAGCCGCUGCUCUACCACCGUCAACUAACUUCCAUUUGCGGCUGCCGAAGAUAGAUCUGCCAAAGUUUGACGGCGAUUAUUCUCGGUGGCUGGGAUUUCGUGAUACCUUCAAGUCCAUGGUGCACGAUGCCCAUGAUAUUCCGCUGGUUGCCAAGCUGCAAUUCUUGCUCCAGUCUUUAGAAGGUGAUGCGCGAAAACCCUUCGAGACGGUGGACAUUGUGGGAGCCAAUUACGUCACCACCUGGGAGGCCCUCCUAAAGCGCUACGAUAACAAGCGCUUUCUGAAGAAGCAGCUGUACCGGACUUUGCACGAUCUCUCACCAAUCCGGAAAGAAUCAGCACAGGAUCUCCACAACCUCGUUGACGAGUUUCAACGCCACGUCAAAGCGUUAGGAAAACUGGGUGAAGCCGUGGAAACCUGGGAUACCCCGCUGGUGUGUAUGCUUUCCUACAAGAUCGACCCAGCUACCCUUCGUGCGUGGGAAGAGCAUGCUGCAACAUCAGACGACGUUGGGUAUGAGGCAUGCAUCGAGUUCCUGUAUCAAAGGGUGCGGAAUUUGCAGACCGUUUCCUCGGAGAUUCAACAUCGGUCACAAGGUGGACCGGUCAAGGUGGUCGGCUCACAAUCCUUCUCCAAGAAACCCUCCCCUAUCAAAGCGGUUGCGAAUACCGCUUCUACAACGAGCUCUCGGCCAACACCUCCUUCGUGCAUUGCGUGCUCGGAGAAACACCUGUUGUUCCAGUGUCCGUCGUUCCAAGGAAUGGCCGUCGGACAGCGUCGAGAACUCAUCUCCCAGAAGCGGCUUUGUUGGAAUUGCUUCAAAUCCUCCCAUGUCGCACGGAAUUGCGACUCGAAGCACACCUGCCGGCAUUGCCAUGAGCGGCACCACUCGUUGUUGCAUCAAGCACCGAAUCCAAGUAAGUCAACCUCCAAUCCCGUAGUUCAGCAUCCGAACCAGUCUGUGCCCCAGCAAGAAGCCUCCAACGGAUCGGACAUUCCUUUGGCUGAAGUUAGCGUUCCCGCUCAUCGAAGUUCUCCAAGUACUGUUUUCCUCGCCACGGUUGCACUCUGGAUCAAAGAUCGAUUCGGGAAACAUCACUCUGCCCGAGCAUUGAUCGACUCCGGGUCGCAGUCGAACUUCAUUUCGAAGAAACUUGCCCGUCGCCUUUGUCUGCGGCCAGAAAGAGUCAGCGUCCCUAUCACCGGCAUCGGUGAAGCAACUGUGACGUUACUGGGCUCAGAACUGCUUCAUGAGUACCUGAAGUGCGGCAGAAUAUUCCUCGGCGAAGGCUCGCCGGUUUUGUUCGAGACUGUCUUUGGAUGGGCCGUCAUCGGUCGCUGGUACGGCUCAACUGUACCCUCAUCUCCAGUGUGUAACACCGCCGUUUCCCAACGUAGCCUAGAAUCAUUCCUAGAAAAGUUCUGGGAACUGGAAGCUGUAGAGCCAGGCCGGCUUUUCACAGCAGAAGAAGCUUCUUGUGAGGAGCUGUUUGAAUCCACCACCACACGCAACCCAGAUGGGCGAUACGUCGUCCGACUUCCAAGAACGGAUGAUUCAAGUGUUCGACUCGGCGAAUCUAGGGACAUUGCCGAAAAGCGACUGUUGAGUAUCGAGCGCCGAUUGCAGCGGGACGAAACAACCAAGGCUGCGUACCACGAAUUCAUGGACGAGUAUUUGCGACUCGGCCACAUGCGGAGGAUUGCUGAUCCACCGAAUGACACCAUCGACCACUGCUACCUGCCGCACCAUGCGGUCUUCAAAACCUCCAGCACCACGACCAAAACCCGCGUCGUAUUCGAUGCGUCCUGCCGCACUGCAUCUGGCCAUUCGCUCAACGACACUGCUUGUCGGGCCGGUGGUGCAAGAGGACUGUUGCGGUUGCGGUUGCGGGAGGUGGUGACGAGAUCCGACUCUUUCAGCAGAAAGGAAACAUUGUUAUUCUCCUGCGAUCAGCUAUAA
This is a messenger RNA of Aedes albopictus (Asian tiger mosquito), 2292 nucleotides long. RefSeq lists its product as uncharacterized. Bases 1 to 2292 code for a protein of 763 amino acids. The record is from RefSeq and is a predicted model, not a curated record. The transcript has 2 exons. NCBI's taxonomy places the organism in Eukaryota, Metazoa, Arthropoda, Insecta, Diptera, Culicidae.